Molecule: messenger RNA, 402 nt
Organism: Fusarium graminearum PH-1
Lineage: Eukaryota; Fungi; Ascomycota; Sordariomycetes; Hypocreales; Nectriaceae
Exons: 1
Coding region: 1-402 (133 amino acids)
Source: RefSeq, a predicted model, not a curated record
AUGCCCGUCUACCACACAAACCCCUUCAUCGAAAGCCUAAGUCUCAUGCCCCGCCACACCGACGACGUUCUCAAAAGCACAAACCCCAGCCCCGACACAACCCUCAAGAUCGUCGCGGCAGUAUGGGCAGUGGGAUGGAUCAUGUUUGGCAUCAUAAGCGUUGUUAGUCUCAACGCGCGCGGAAGAGCUGGCAAGUGGGUGCCGGAGUGGUAUCUCGACUCUGAAGGGACAAAAUGGGCCAAGCUGAGCGUCGCGGCGUGGUGGACUUUUGUGGUGCUGUUUUGGCCGGUGAUUUGGAUCGUAUACCUUGUUGGGAUUACGUGGAGGGCUAUGAAGAAGGGGUAUGGGAAUUGGAAGCUUAGAAAUAUGGAUUUCCAGAGUCCUGAUGGUGGUGAUGUUUAA